AUGAGGUUGGGUGAUAGAAACCGUGACAGAAGCCGUAGUCCCAUGAGAUCUAGGAAAAGUGGAUGUAAAAAGGUAUUUGUGUCUAAUAUACCUUAUGAAUACAAAUGGAAGGAGUUGAAAGAGUUGUUCAAAAAAGAAGGUAUUAGUGUGCUAUGUGAUAAUAAUAAUACAACUUUUGCUCUAUAUACAGAUAAUUAAAAAUCUAUAUAAUUAUGUAUAAUGUAUUAAUAUAUUUUGAUUUUGUUUUAGUUGGGGAUGUGACAUUUGUUGUAGUAUAUACAGAUGAAAAAGAAAAAUCUCGAGGCUGUGGUACUGUUGAGUUUGAUAGAGCAGAGGCCGCUCAAAAAGCUAUUGAUAAGAUGCAUCGGUUUGAUAUAAAUGGAAGAAAAUUAGUUGUUAAAGAGGUAUGUAUUUAUUUUUAUUCUAGUAUUAUUUUUAAGUAAUUUAAAUUAUUUUUUGAUUAACUUAAACUUUGUUUUAGGAUGAUAUUGAAAGAGACAAGAGUGGCCGCCCAAUGCCAAAUGGAUCUCGUAAUACUGGAGGUGGCGGUAAUGUUGGUGUUGGAAGCGGAGAUAUUAGAACUAAUAACAGAAUGUCUGUAUCAGAUGAUUUUCAGUGGGACAAUACUUAUGGACUUUCUCCUCAGUUUCUUGAAUCACUUAAUAUACGUGGCCCUCUUAUUAAUCGUAUAUUUGUUGCAAAUGUAAAGUUAUUUAUAUUUAUAUGAUAUUUAUGUAUUUCAUUGUUAAAAUUUGUUUAGCUCGACUACAAAGUGGACGAAAAAAAACUUAAAGAGGUAUUUAAACUAGCUGGUCGAGUAUUAGAAGUCGAAAUAUUUUCAGACAAAGAAGGAAAAAGUAAAGGAUAUGGGGUGGUCGAGUAUAGCCAUCCAGUUGAAGCUGUUCAAGCUAUUUGUAUCCUUAAAUACAUUUUUUUAAUGUUUUUCAUUUAUUAUGUUUCAAAUUUAGAUUUUUCUUAAUAAUUUAUCUUAGCCAUGUUUAACAAUCAAUUUUUGUUUGAACGCCCAAUGUCUAUACGUCUUGAUCGUACUGAUAAAGAUCCAUUAGCAAGACUUCCUGAAGGCUUAAAAUCAAUUGGAAUGGGCUUAGGUGCUGGUGGAACACCAUUGCAUGAUGUUGAGAGUAUGUGAUGAUUAUUUACUAAUAAGAACUAUUGUUACUACCUAUUACAUUUAAAUAUUCAAUAAUUCAAAGAAAAAUGUAUUUUUAUUUGAAAAAUUCUUCAACAUUUUUAGUUUGAUCAAUAGUUUUCAUAAUGUUUAAAAAAUAGUUAAACAAUGACAGCAAAAAAAAGUUGUCUCCAUUAAAAAUUUAUAUUCCUAAUAAAUCCUUAUUAAUAUUUUUAAUUGGUUUGUUUCUUUUGAAUAGGAAAUCUCCCAUCAAAUAAUACUUCACCAAUACAACCUCCGGCAUUAAGUACACCAGUGAACACUUCUGCUUUAGCAGUGCUGAGUGGUCUAAGUGCUGAUAGAUUGGGUAUAGAAACCCAGAAUCGGCGUGCUCGUAAGUAAAAUUUGAUCAAAUUUUUAAAAUUAUUUGUUUAUUUAUAAUUAAUUUUCUAUGAUUUCAUAAAAGUUGGCGGAGUUAAUGGACUUGGAAAUUUGAGUGCCAGUGAUUUAGGCAUUGGGUCUGGAGGCCUAGGACCUCAAUAUGGAUCUGGUUUAAACACUAGUGGAGGUGGAUCAAUGAACAAUUCUUCAUUACAUCAAAGUAUUAUUUUCAUCAUUUUUUUAAAUUUUUAGUAUAAAAUUAUAAAAUAAUGAAUUUUAGUUAUGUUGGACGACUUAUAUGAUGAUGGUCAAAUGAUUUUAUCAUAUAGGCUAAUUUUUUAACAAUAACUAUUUACAUUUUUUUUUUUUAUAUUUAUAUAUUUUAAAAAUUAAUUUAAUACAAAUUAUUUUUAAUAUCGGAAAAAAAUAUUGUGGGGAAUUUAUCUCCAUGGUUUGACCACUUCUGGACUCAUGUAAUCAUGUUAAAUAUUUUUUAGAUUCAUUAGGUGGUCGUGAUUUUGAUUCUUUAUCAGCAUCACUUGGCGUACGAAGCUCAAAUAGUGGUGGUGGACCUUUUGCUGCAGAUUUUAGAUCUGGAUUGGGUAAUUAAUAAUUAUUAUCUAAACAUUUUCAAUUUUUGCAUUCAAAUUUUUUUUUUGAAUAUACAUAACAAAACAAAUAUAUGAUGAAUAUAAUUAUUUAUUAUUUAUUUAAUUUAUUAAAAUAUUUUAUAGUGCCAACUAAAAUAAAUAAUUGAAUGAAUGUUUUUUUUUUUUUAAACGAGUUUUAAUAUUUUAUAAAAAUAAAGAUUUGGAUAAGUUAUACCAUUGUACUUCAAGCAGAUAAACCACAAAACUAAUUUAUUUAGCUAUCAUAUUAUUAACCUCCUUAUGUUACUUUACAGUAGUAUGCUAUAUUACUAAAACAAAUAAAUAAACAAAGUGGUUAUUAAUUAGUAAAUAUGAAAAAUUUGUUUAUGUAUAUAAGUAAAAUGUAAUGGUAAGAAAUUUCUAAAUAUAUUUGAGAAAAUAAUCAAUUAUAAUUUCAAUAUAAAUAACAGCUUAGAAAUAUUAAAUAUCUAAAUAAACACUUUUAUUAUUUUUAUAUUAGAGUUGCAUUUAUUAUCUUAUACUGUAAAAAAUUGGAAAGUUAGUUUUAAAAAUUUUAGUCUAUACCUAAUAGAUAAUAAAUAAAAUUAAAUAUCUAUGUCAUUUAACCUCAAUUUUUGCAAUGUCUUCUAUUAAAGUAAGUUUACUUUCUAUGUAAAAAUAGUAUAUUUUCUAUGUAAAAAUAGUUUAUUUUUCUAUUAAUUUCUUGAUGUUGAAUAUGGUAUAGUUAAUAUUUUAAAUUUAUUAUUAUUAUUAUUAUUUUUUUAAUUUUAACUUACAAAUUGUAUAUUUUCUCAUCCUCCAUAAAAUACGUUUAUCUAAUUUAUCAGACCGCAGAAACUUUUUAACAUCCUUUUCAUUUCUUAAUCUCAUGUUUAGAAAAAUUUAUUCUCCUUCACUUUCUCAGGUCUUUUUUAAAAUUCUAGUUAAUACCACAUUUCCACAUACUCCUCUUCUACAAAUUACUGUCUUAACUUAAUUUAGUUAGAUAAUUUCAUUUUAUGUAUUUAGUAUUUACUUAAGCACAAUUAUUACUUUAAUUAGAUGAAUAGUUAAUUGAAAAAUUAAAUAUUCCUAUUUAAAAUUCGACCUCUUGACAUCCAUAAGAGAAAAUGUAUCAUCCUCUUCAAUUAUUCUAAGGGGUAUCUUGGUAAAUGUUUUAAACUAAUCCCACCCACUCACUUAUCUUACUUUAAAACACUAUAUUUGUCUAGAUUUAGGUUUUAAAUUUAAAUUUUAUUAUUCUAGGUGGAGGAGACAUGGGAAUGGGCCAAAAAAAAUCUGACACAAUUAUGGUAAAAAAUUUACCAUCAGAUACUACAUGGCAAAUCUUAAAAGAUUUCUUCCGGGACUGUGGAGAUAUUAAAUUUGCUGAAGUUGGAAGCAAGGGAUUCGGAAUUGUAAGAUUUGCUCAUGAAUGGGAUGCUGAAAGAGCAAUAAGUAUCCUUUUUAUGUAUAUAUUUUAGAAACAUUGACGAUAUUUUAUAAUUUUUCAUUAUAAAAUAUUAAUAUAAUUUAGGUAAUUUGUAACCAAAUUAUUAGGAGUAAAAGUAGCAUAAUUCUGUUUAACAAUGUUACAUUUUAAAAAAUAUGUUAUAACCAAAUUCAAAUUUAAAUUUUGCAAUUGACUAGUUUACAAAAUUAUGCUACUGUUGGAGUGUUAUUGUUAUAAAAAAUUUAUUUGUAUAUACAUAUAUAAGUAUACUAAAUAUCUCAUAUCUCUAUGUAAAGUUAGUAAAAGGGAAUGGUAAAGAUAAUUUCAAAAUUUUAAUAGUUUUUCCUUAAUGACGCUAUUUUCAGCUUUAAAACAUUUAUCCAGAUUUAAUGGUCAUAUACUUGAAGUAAUUUAUUUCUAA
Molecule: messenger RNA, 3974 nt
Organism: Cinara cedri
Lineage: Eukaryota; Metazoa; Arthropoda; Insecta; Hemiptera; Aphididae
Source: the annotation of a GenBank genome assembly